AUGUCUGUUCCCAGGUCUGCGCACCGCUGGAAAACCCUCUCCACGUCCUGGUAUUGCUUGGCGGACGUCUCCAAUACGCUGAGCUUGGCGUCGUCCACAAGCCCCGCCGUGAUGCCCUGCGCCGGACAGAUAUUGCUCUGCCUCGAGGGCAGCCAUACAGCCGGUACCGGCAGAGGUGAUGGCCUGUCUGUAAAUCUUGUCUUGCACGUCACCGGCAGCAAACACACCUGGAACAGAUGUCUGUGCAGUACCUGGCUUGGUCUUGAUGUAUCCGGACUCGUCAGUCUCGAUUUGGUUGCUAAACACCUGCGUGGCUGGCGUGUGGCCAAUGGCGUAGAACAGACCGUUCACGGCAAGAGUGGAAGACUCGCCGGUCUUGACAUUCUUGACCUUAAGACCUUGCAGGAACUUUCCGUCACCAAUGGCCUCUUCGGAAACAGUGUUGAACACAAUCUCGAGCUUUUCGUUUUUCUGGACACGCUUUUGCAUGAUGGUGGAGGCUCUAAGGUGGUCCUUUCUGACGAUCAAGUAGACCUUGGAUCCGUACUUGGUAAGGAACAGAGCUUCUUCACAGGCAGAGUCACCUCCUCCAAUGACGGCCAAAGGCUUGUUUCUGAAAAUUGGAACAGCACCGUCACAAACGGCACAGGCAGAGAUACCUUGUUGCCAGUAAGUCUCUUCUCCUGGCAAGUGGAGUCUCUUGGCAGAGGCACCAGUGGAGAUGACGACGGCAUCGGUGGUGAUUGGCUCGGAGUCCUCGUUGAACUCUGUCCAGAGCUUGAAAGGCUUGGACGAGAAGUCCACCUUGGAAAUGGUUUCGGUGAUGAUUUCGGUUCCGAAUCUCUCGGAUUGCGCUCUCAUCUGCUCCAUCAAUGUGGAACCAUUGAUACCUUGUGGGAAACCAGGGAAGUUUUCGAUUUCUGUGGUGGUUGUCAAUUGGCCACCAGCUGCGAUACCGUUGGCCAUCAUACCUUCGUACAAAACAGGCUUCAUCUCGGCACGAGCGAGAUAGAUAGCAGCGGUGUGGGCAGCAGGACCAGACCCAAUGAUAGUAACUUUGUUGUGGACCAUUCUGAUUGUUCUAUAGUUAUGCUUAAAAGAACGGAACAUACAAUAGUAUAA
Ogataea philodendri is the source of this 1122-nucleotide messenger RNA. RefSeq lists its product as uncharacterized. The transcript is spliced from 2 exons. NCBI's taxonomy places the organism in Eukaryota, Fungi, Ascomycota, Pichiomycetes, Pichiales, Pichiaceae. Bases 1 to 1122 code for a protein of 373 amino acids. The record is from RefSeq and is a predicted model, not a curated record.